Lathyrus oleraceus (garden pea) is the source of this 777-nucleotide messenger RNA. RefSeq lists its product as uncharacterized. NCBI's taxonomy places the organism in Eukaryota, Viridiplantae, Streptophyta, Magnoliopsida, Fabales, Fabaceae. The coding region runs from base 1 to 777 and encodes 258 amino acids. The record is from RefSeq and is a predicted model, not a curated record. The transcript is spliced from 2 exons.
AUGCAAAAUAUAAUUUUGGAGGAUGUUCAACCGAUCUCUAUUUUUGGAAGUUUCACAUCAAACCAUAAUACUGACGACAUAGAGGAGGGCAUGGAGUUUGAAAACAAGGAAGCUUGUGUUAUCGCGUUGCAACAUUGGCAUAUAAAACGUAGUCUUGAUUAUUCAGUGACUAAAUCUGACAAUGUACGAUACAUAAUCAAGUGUAAGAAUUUUGCAUGCAAAUUCAAAUGCAUGGUUUCUUUGUGUAAGGGGAACUCAAAGUGGAAGAUUGGUAAGCUUGGUGGGCCUCACACAUGCACAACUACUUCUAUGUCACAAGACCAUAGAAAACUAAAUUCAGAAAUGAUUAGUAAGAGCAUAAUUGAGCUUGUUAAUCGCGAUGCUUCUCUUAAUAUGAAGGUGAUCAUCGCUCAUGUUGUAGAAAAAUACAGGUACAUAAUAAUGUACAAAAAGGCAUGGAUUGCAAAGUGUAAGGCAAUAGAAUCACUGUAUGGAAAUUGGGAGACAUCUUACAACGACCUGCCGCAGUGGAUGCUGGUUGACGAAACAUGGUUGUAUGGCAAGUAUAAAAGGACUAUGUUGAUGGUUGUGGCACAUGAUGGGAACGAGAACAUUUUCCCAAUAGUUUUUGCAUUAGUUGAAGGUGAGACAAAGGAUGCUUGGAGUUUCUUUCUUAGGAAUUUGAGAAUACACAUUACUCCACAAGUAAAUAUGUGUCUUAUAUCAGACACACAUGAAUCGAUAAAGAGUGCAUAUAAAAAUCCGGAAAAUGGAUGA